AUGUCCGAUCAACCGCCUACCCACUCCCUCGACUGUGCCCCGCGACCUUCGCACGGCUAUCCAACCGACGACUCUCAAUCCGUUGAAAAGAGCCAGGUCAAAGACUCCACCGCUUCGCAUCCCCCGGCCUCGAAACCCGAUCCCACAACCGCACCGGCGCCUUCCCACUUCCACCCUCCCCAGCAAAAGACCGCUCCCCACGCCCAAAAUGCCGCCGCCGAAGGAGGACUCCCCCCCACCACUCCCGCCAGUCCCCCCGAACUCGCCCAUCUUAAAGUAAAACUACAGCAAGCACUACGCCAAUUCCCCGACUUCCCCUCCCCCGGCAUCCUCUUCGAGGACAUCAUGCCCCUCUUCUCCUCCCACGCCCUGCACACCGACCUCAUCCGCGUGCUCGAGCUCAAAGUCGCCGAAGCCUUUGGCACGAAGACGGGAGAAAAGAGCGAGGUGGAUGUCGUGGUGGGGUUGGAGAGUCGGGGGUUCUUGUUCGGGCCGACGUUGGCGUUGAGGCUGGGAGCCGGGUUUGUGCCUUUGCGGAAGAAGGGGAAGUUGCCGGGGGAGUGUGAGACGGAGGGGUUCGAGAAGGAGUAUGGGGAGGAUUUCUUUCAAUUGCAGAAGGAUGCGAUUGCGAAGGGGCAGAGGGUGGUGGUGGUGGAUGAUAUUAUCGCUACGGGCGGUAGUGCUGCAGCAGCCGGUCGACUUGUGCGAAAGCUGGGCGGCGAGCUGCUGGGUUAUGUUUUCAUGAUGGAGCUCGACUUCUUGAAGGGAAGGGAUAAGCUGGAUGCGCCUGUCCAUACGCUCUUCGCGGGACAAGAAGAGGGCUUGAAGAAGGAGUCAUAG
Saxophila tyrrhenica is the source of this 840-nucleotide messenger RNA. RefSeq names its product adenine phosphoribosyltransferase (gene APT1). Bases 1 to 840 code for a protein of 279 amino acids. Gene Ontology annotation, biological process: AMP salvage; adenine salvage. The transcript is spliced from 2 exons. Gene Ontology annotation, molecular function: AMP binding; adenine binding; adenine phosphoribosyltransferase activity. Gene Ontology annotation, cellular component: cytoplasm. Lineage: Eukaryota; Fungi; Ascomycota; Dothideomycetes; Mycosphaerellales; Extremaceae. The record is from RefSeq and is a predicted model, not a curated record.